AUGGCCGACAACGCAGCACCCGAUGUGGAUGCGAUGCACCCUGAGCAAUCCGUUCUUCAUGCACCCGGUGAGCUACGGGCUCCUAUGGACACCGAGGAGCGCGCCUCGUAA
Molecule: messenger RNA, 111 nt
Organism: Phytophthora nicotianae INRA-310
Lineage: Eukaryota; Oomycota; Peronosporomycetes; Peronosporales; Peronosporaceae
Exons: 1
Coding region: 1-111 (36 amino acids)
Source: RefSeq, a predicted model, not a curated record